Coccomyxa subellipsoidea C-169 is the source of this 647-nucleotide messenger RNA. RefSeq lists its product as hypothetical. NCBI's taxonomy places the organism in Eukaryota, Viridiplantae, Chlorophyta, Trebouxiophyceae, Coccomyxaceae. Bases 45 to 644 code for a protein of 199 amino acids. The transcript is spliced from 2 exons. The record is from RefSeq and is a predicted model, not a curated record.
CGGCGGCCAGGCCGGCACUGGGCACCGCGCCUGUGAGCGAAGCCAUGCGGCAUGCCGGCAUGCAGCGCAUCCUCGCAGCCCUGAGAGGGAGCCCUGCGGGGAGUGGUGUGGACGAAGCCCAUCUGGCAGCAGCUGCACAGGUGAUGGAGCAGGAGUGCUACUCCACCAGCGCCAGCAAGCCAGUCUACCUGAGCAAGCUGGCUCACAGCAGCAGCGAGGCAAAGGCCCUGUCAUCAGCCGCAGAGCUCCUGGCAAAGGCUUCAACAGGAGCAGCGACAGGCGCACAAUCCCCAGAUGCUGCCAGCCUUUCUGGAAAGCAACACCGAAUCGCCAGCAGACACGCCCAGCCGCCAAGGGCAGAUGGGACAGAAGAGGAGAGCAGUGGCAGGCGCUUGCAUGAGAUGUGCACUUCCAUUGAAGCAUGUGUGGCGAGUGGAGGGCCAUUGGAUCCUGGGGUCGCAAAGGUUGUGUUGGAGCAAUUGAGUGUCAUGAGAGAUGCGCGAGUAACUGCGUCGCUUCUGAGGGAGACGGGCAUUGGGCACAGAGUGAAGGCGCUCAGCAAGAGGCCUGACAAGGUCAUAGCCGCAGCAGCAAAGGAUGUCAUUGCCGCUUGGAAGAUGACGAUAUGUAAAGCCAGUUCAUGACUC